Apiotrichum porosum is the source of this 2634-nucleotide messenger RNA. RefSeq lists its product as uncharacterized. Lineage: Eukaryota; Fungi; Basidiomycota; Tremellomycetes; Trichosporonales; Trichosporonaceae. Gene Ontology annotation, biological process: proteolysis. The transcript is spliced from 3 exons. Bases 1 to 2634 code for a protein of 877 amino acids. Gene Ontology annotation, molecular function: dipeptidyl-peptidase activity; serine-type peptidase activity. The record is from RefSeq and is a predicted model, not a curated record.
AUGCCGGGCCAGUACGACCCCGUAUCUACAGAGGAGCCAACCUACCCCCCAACAUCCCCGGGGGGUGGAGGUGCCCUCGCGCUCGGUGCAUCCCCGCGCCACUCGCUCGACUCUGUCGGUUCGGGAUCCGACCUCGUCUAUCGCGAUAUCGCAGAGGAGGAUCCCUUUGAGGAGAAGAGCGGUUUCCGUGAUGAAGAGCAGGACGAGGAGCCUGGAUUCGUGGUUGAGCCGCGCAGGCUCCGACCCCGUAAGCGUUCGCGCAAGAUCCUCGCUGUCCUGAUCUUCAUCGUCGCCGGCGCGGCGGCCAUUGGUGUGCUCGCGGCCUCGGGUUACUCUGCACCCUCGUUUGCAGUCAAGAGCGGCAAUCGUCACAUUACGAUGGAUCACGUCUUCAACGGCACCUUCAGCCCUCACUUCCAGUCGCACCAGUGGGUCGCGCAGGCCGACGACGGGACGUACAGCGAGAUCGACCCCGAGGGCAACAUUAUCCUGCACAACGUGUUGAACAAUGACUCGAUUCUCCUCGUAGCCUCGAGCGACGUCGUUGACCCUCGUAGCGGUAACCGCAUGGAGUGGGACUGGUGGCGCCUGUCGGCCGACAUGGAGUAUGUCAUGUUCCGCACCGACUACCGCAAGCAGUGGCGCCACUCGAGCCACGGCAACUACUGGGUCCACCGUCUCAGUGACAAGGCGACGUUCCCGGUACACGAGCCGUCGCCUGCGGAUGUGAUGCCCUCCGUGACGCACGCCAGCUGGUCGCCCGUGUCCCACGCCAUUGCCUACGUCUCGAACAAUGACCUUUACGUCCUCACUGCCGCCCAGCUCGCUGCUGCCAGGCCCCGUGCCAUCCGCGUGACGCAUGACGGCUCGUCAGUUGUCUUCAACGGCGUCCCCGACUGGGUGUACGAGGAGGAAGUGUUCAGCACCGACUACGCCAUGUGGUGGUCGCCGAAUGCCGAGGAGGUCGCCUACCUGCGCAGCAACGAGAGCGAGGUGCCCGAGUUCAAGCUCCAGUACUAUAACCCCAGCAGCGACGCGUUUUCUGUCAACCCAUACCCGACUGAGGUGGACAUGCGCUACCCUAAGCCUGGCACUGCCAUGCCACGCGUCACCGUCCACACGUUCAGCCUCGCCAGCUACGCUGAGACUGGUGCGGUUGGUUCCAAGCGCGACCUGCACUGGGACGGCGAGCUUGCCGUGACGGACCGCAUCAUCACCGAGGUUGCGUGGGUCGCCGAUGACGGCCUCAUGAUCAAGGAGAUUGACCGUGCGGCGCGUUCUGGCAAGGUCGUCGUCUUCACUGCCGGCAAGUCGGAGGGCACGGUGGUCCGCACCCUCGGCAAGGACGGCGAGGAGGGCGACGAUGGAUGGAUCGACCACGGCCAGGACGUCAUCCCUGUCAAGUCUGGCGUUGGUGGUUACGUCGACAUUGUUCCCAACGACGGCUACGACCACAUUGCUCUCUUUUCGCCCAUCACUGCCACCGAGCCCAUUUGGCUGUCUAGCGGCGAGUGGGAGGUAGCCUCCAUCUCGGGUAUUGACCACGAGAAGGGCAUCGUCUACUUUGUUGCUGCCAACCCGUCCAUCGACCGUCACCUGUACUCUGUCGCCCUGCCGACCAAGGACAAUCUCCAAGACUUUACGCCCGAACCUAUUGCGCUCACCGACACGUCCCAGCCUGGAUACUAUGACGCGUUCUUCUCCCCUCAGGCUGGCUUCUACGGCCUGGCGUACCGCGGCCCCAACGUCCCCUGGCAGCGUCUCGUCCAGACGGGCGAGGACGGCAUCAACAUCAUGCUGGAAGACAACGCCGAGCUCAACGCCACGCUGGCCGAGUUCCACCGUCCCAUCGAGACGCGCUCGACGCUCCAGACGGACGAGUACGAGCUCAACAUGAUCGAGAUCCUGCCUCCCAACAUUGACACGUCGGGCCGCAAAAAGUACCCUCUGCUCAUCCAGGUGUAUGGCGGGCCAUACUCGCAAAUGGUGUCCAACGCGUUCAAGCGCGACUGGCACUCGUUCCUCGCCUGCGAGCAAAAGUACGUCAUUGUGCGCAUCGACGGCCGCGGCACAGGCUUCAAGGGCCGGGCACUGCGUAACCCCAUCCGCGACGACCUGGGCCACUGGGAGGUCGAGGACCAGCUCGCGCUGGCCCGCGAACUCAUCAAGCGCAAGUACAUUGACCGCCAGCGCGUGGGUAUCUGGGGCUGGAGCUAUGGCGGGUACAUGACGCUCAAGACGCUCGAGGCCGGUCACGACCUGUUCACGCUCGGCAUGGCCGUCGCGCCUGUCACCGACUGGCGGUACUAUGACUCGAUCUACACGGAGCGAUACAUGAACACGCCCGAGGCCAACCCGGACGGAUACGUGCGGUCUGCCGUCAACAACGUGACCAACUUUGCCGGCAUCGACCUCCUCCUCGCGCACGGCACGGGCGACGACAAUGUCCACUUCGCCAACAUGGCCAGCUUGGUGGACAAGCUCACCCAGGACCAAGUGCGCGGAUGGCGCAUGAGGAUGUUUACUGACAGCUCACACUCGAUCAUGACCCGCGGCGCGAACCGGGAGCUGUACGAGUGGAUGACGAGUUACCUCGAGGAGAAGUGGGGCCACGGGGGCAACAUCCAACACUAG